This is a messenger RNA of Rotaria sp. Silwood1, 597 nucleotides long. Lineage: Eukaryota; Metazoa; Rotifera; Eurotatoria; Philodinida; Philodinidae. The record is from the annotation of a GenBank genome assembly.
AUGAAUCGUGAAGGAUUACUUGAAUUGAUGAAACAAAAAGAUGAUAUUGAAAAAGAAUUAAAUGAUUUAGCAAAUGAACUUAAAUUACAAAAUAAUGUUGGAAUGACAGAAGAACUUGUCGAUAAAGAAGGAUAUCCAAGAAAUGAUAUUGAUCUUGUUCGAGUACGUCAAAUAAGACAACGCGUUAUCUGUUUACAAAAUGAUCAUAAAGCAUUGAUGAAACAAAUCGAAGCGGGUCUCAUACAAGUUCAUGAAAAUAAUCCUUCGAAUACUACUGAAUCAAUAACGACAGCUCCUAUCAAUGCCAGUUUACCUCACAAAGAACCAUUUUUACGUGUUGAUAUUGUUAGUACUCAAUCACCUGCUGAAAUAGCUGGUCUUCAUGUUGGUGAUCUUAUUUGUCGUAUUGGUACCAUACGUAAAGAUAAUUUUCGUACAAUACAAGAUGUUGCAUCACUUGUCAACAAUAGUGAAAAUCGUUCAAUUACAUUACUUGUUCAACGUGCUAAUACAAAAGAACAACAAACAUUAACAUUAAUACCAAAAAAAUGGUCUGGCAAUGGUUUAUUAGGAUGUAAAUUAACACCAUUGAGUUGA